This is a messenger RNA of Clupea harengus (Atlantic herring), 4235 nucleotides long. RefSeq names its product tRNA-yW synthesizing protein 1 homolog (S. cerevisiae) (gene tyw1). Gene Ontology annotation, molecular function: FMN binding; catalytic activity; 4 iron, 4 sulfur cluster binding. NCBI's taxonomy places the organism in Eukaryota, Metazoa, Chordata, Actinopteri, Clupeiformes, Clupeidae. The record is from RefSeq and is a predicted model, not a curated record. Gene Ontology annotation, biological process: wybutosine biosynthetic process.
AUUCCACAGUUUAUCAAUAUGGCUGUCUACAUCUAAUAUGUUUCUGGUUAUUUCAACUUGUCCGGGACAAUACUUUCAGUCCACAUAUUCAAGAAGGACAAGUUGAAUACUCCGGAGUCUAUGAUGUUCACGAAAUUGACAAUGUUGCCACUCACGUUGCUGGCGGAUACUGUCUCUUAUGCCUUUGGCGCCGAAUUACCAAGUAAUUUGGAUAAUGUCCGACGCUAUACAGAAGGCUACGUAUUGGCGUUAUGGCAGAACAGGUUGUAUAUUUACACCGCUGCGGCAGUCGUUGUGGGUAUCUGGUUUGCCCUAAACCUGGUGCUGAAAAAGAAGAAGGUCGUUAGACCUGCUAGUCCCUGGCGUUUCCAAACUGCGGAAACGAAAAAAUAUCCAGUAAAGGAGAAAGUGGAAUAUGUCUCUGGCGUGAAGAUUUUUUACGGAUCACAAACUGGAACUGCAAAGGGAUUUGCAAGAGAGCUUGCUGAAGAUGUCAAGAAUCUGGGACUUGUAUCUGAGGUGAUUGAUUUGAAAGAUUAUGAUCCUGACGACAGACUAUCAGAUGAGUGCACUAGCAAAGCAGUUUGUGUGUUCCUCCUGGCCACCUACACAGAUGGGAAACCCACGGAGAACGCAGAGUGGUUUUCUAAAUGGCUGGAGGAGGCUUCCACAGAUUUCCGAUAUGGCAAAACCUACCUCAAAGGUUUGAGAUAUGCUGUGUUUGGCCUGGGCCACUCGGCCUAUGAGGACCACUUUAACACGGUGGGUACAUCCGUAGACAAGUGGCUGUGGAUGCUGAGCGGCUCCCGGGUGAUGACACGCGGCGAGGGUGACUGCAACGUGGCCAAGAGUCGCCACGGCAGCGUGCAGGCAGACUUCCAGGCGUGGAAGGGCCGCCUGCUGAGCCGGCUGCAGGCGCUGGCCCGCGGGGAGAAGAAGAGCUGCAGCGGCCAGUGCAAGAAUGGCACCUGCAAGAGCAAGAGCAAGAAGAAGCAGCAGGGUGCGGCAGCGGAGGCUGGGAAGUGCUCCAGCGACCAGAAACCACACAGUUCUGAGGAGGAGCUGAUGGAGUCGAGCAGCGAGGCAGAGAGCGUGGACGACGAGGAGCCAGGUCAUGGGUCUGUCAUCGACAUGGAGGACCUGGGGAAUGUCAUGAACCUCAUCAAGAAAGUCAAGAAGAAGGCGGAAGGAGAGGACCGGCUGAAGGUCAGACUGUCUAAGCUGAGUAAUGGGAAGAUCCCGGAGGAGGAGAGGAGGGAGAUGAUCACACCAGCGCUCCGAGACGCUCUCACCAAGCAAGGGUACAAACUCAUAGGGAGCCACUCGGGAGUGAAGCUGUGUCGCUGGACGAAGUCGAUGCUACGUGGGAGAGGAGGCUGCUACAAGCAUACCUUUUAUGGCAUUGAGUCUCACCGGUGCAUGGAGGCCACCCCCAGCCUAGCCUGUGCCAAUAAAUGUGUCUUCUGCUGGAGACACCACACCAACCCCGUGGGCACCGAGUGGCGCUGGAAGAUGGACCCAGCCGACAAGAUCCUGCUGGAGGCAGUGGAGAAUCACCAGAGCAUGAUCAAGCAGUUCCGAGGGGUCCCGGGGGUGCGCCCGGAUCGCUUCGAGGAGGGGCUGGCCGUCAAGCACUGCGCCCUCUCCCUGGUGGGGGAGCCCAUCAUGUACCCCGAGAUCAACGCCUUCCUGCGCCUGCUCCACCAGCAGCGCAUCUCCAGCUUCCUGGUGACCAACGCCCAGUUCCCCGAUGAGAUCAGGAGUCUAGUUCCUGUCACUCAGUUGUAUGUCAGCGUGGACGCAAGCACGAAGGACAGCCUGAAACGGAUCGACCGGCCGCUCUUUAAGGACUUCUGGCAACGCUUCUUGGACAGCCUCCGAUCCCUGGGCGAAAAGCAACAGCGCACGGUGUACAGGCUGACCCUGGUUAAGGCCUGGAACGUGGACGAGCUGAAGGCGUACUCGGAGCUCAUCGCCCUUGGCCAGCCGGACUUCAUCGAGGUGAAGGGAGUGACCUACUGUGGCGAGAGCUCGGCCAGCAGCCUCACCAUGGCCAAUGUGCCGUGGCACGAGGAGGUCAUCUACUUCGUGCAGCAGCUGGCCAACCUGCUCCCCGACUACGAGAUCGCCUGUGAGCACGAGCACUCAAACUGCCUGCUCCUGGCCCAUCACAAGUUCAAAGUUGACGGGGAGUGGUGGACGUGGAUCGACUACGACCGCUUCCAAGAGCUGGUCCAGGCCCACGAGGAGAGUGGCGGCGCCAGAACCUUCUCCGCCUCGGACUACAUGGCCAAGACGCCCAGCUGGGCCCAGUUCGGCGGCAGCGAGAGAGGCUUCGACCCCUCGGACACUCGCUUCCAGCGGAAGAACAAGACCAAAGACAUCUCGGGCUGCUGACGCAGAAGAGCCCCGCACACCUUGCACGACUCUCCCAUCACGAAUCGGGAGGCUUUUAGGCGCUAACUCUUUUUUCUUUUUUCUUUUGAGGAAGCCUCUGUCAGAUUCCAGACACUCUGCUUGAGCCAGAUGUCGCCAUGAACAUAAAACACUGAUUUAACAGCCACUCUUCAUGAUGAGACUAGUUGACACAGGAACUGACGUUUCUCAUCGAGUGACAUUUGCAUAGUGAGGAGGACUGUCCCUUUAUUUGGACAGUAGUUCAUUAUUCUCUUUCAGUUGUUGACGUCCAUGCCGAAUCAUCUUUUUAUGAAGACUUCAUGCUAUCAGGAUUCACUGGGUAACCCAACACUAAAGCACAAUGAUAGGUGCUUGUUAGGCAGAACAAUUAUCAAAUAUGCCGUGUGGCAAAGAUGGGGCUGCUAGUCCAUGUUCAAACACCCCCGUACUGCCGUACAGCUGGUAUUUGCUGAGUUGGGUUGAGCUUUACAGCGCACAUUUAAAGAGCCAUGUGUUUCGCCGUCUUUUUCUGAUCUUCUGAUUUUAUCUACUUCUCUUCUUUGUAUUGUAGAUUUUUAUUGGAGUUUUCUUUUUUCUCUUAUUUUUUGUUUGUGUUUCCUUUUUACUUGAGUCAUUCUCGUUGGUAUGUCCUAAAAGAGCCAGUCUUUCUUCUUUUGUUUUUUUUUUUAUUAUUUUUUCGCUCCCUGUAGCUUAAAAUGUUAUGCUGUUAUAAGCUGUCUUGUCCCGAGAAGAUUCUUGAUUCUUCCCCUUUCACUGUGAUCAUUCCAUAUUUUAGGCGUUCUUGAAUAAUAGCACAUAUUCACUCAUGAGCUGUCUUUACCAUUGCACACUCAAGAGUAGUUUGAAUUCCACGUAAGAAUGCUUAAUGUAGUAAGUCCAAAAUCAAUAUUGUACGGCCCAAGAGAAACCCAAGUCUCCUGGGGAGUUAAUGUAUGUGGUUCAGAAAACCAAACAUUGUCGAAAGUUAUUGUCCCACACAGCACUAUAUCUGUGACAACGUCAGCUUGUGGUUUAGUCAGAUUACAUUCCAAAUAUUUAAUGUAGAUAAUGCAGAAUGUUAAUUGCCCCUACUCUCCACAAAUGUCACAUCGGGAGUGUCAUAACUUGAUCAUGUCAGUUCCCUCAGGUAAAUUAAGUCUUGUGAAUUCUGGGAGCAUCCCCCCCCCUAAAACAAGCUCUGUGCUCUGAAUGCCUGGCUGAGAUUGACAUUUCUUGAGAAAUGAAUAUGCUAUAGUGUGGAGAAAUGUACAAUUUCACCAGCUUGAGAUUUCGGCUCGCUGUGCUCGAGAGUGCUUGAGAUGACAGUUUCCUGACGGGCACAAGGAACUUUUCGGCGCAGCCAACCCAAGUUACUUUCUGUGGAUGUUUGCACUUUUUUUUUGUACAGGCUUUCCAUGCCGAACCUCUCUGGCAGCUCGGCGUGUUUUCCGCGCGUCAGUCAGAGAUGGCUGCAGGGGCCGCCGACAGGUCAGCGGCUCGUCUCCGCCCGUUUUCGGCUCUAAUUACCCGCCUGACCUGCUCUCCGGAACACCACCGCUGCUGCAGCUGCAGCCGCCGAGCUCCUCGAGAGCGGGGAGGGUGCCGCAGGCAGGCGGAGCUAAUAGGCCUCAUUUGCAUCCAACUGAUAGGAGGGCCGCGUCCCCUGCGUCCGCUUCGCUCCUCCACCACGCAGCAGCGUGAGCCACUGCCCAACCCCAGUCUGCUGUCAAAUAUAAUAGUUUUAGUUUUGAGAUGCAAGAUGUCGUUGUCUUUGCUUGCCUACAGUUUUUCAUUCACUGAUUGAUUUGUGAAAUUUACAUUAAAGAUGUAAUUGAUGA